Messenger RNA from Kwoniella mangroviensis CBS 8507, 1362 nucleotides. RefSeq lists its product as uncharacterized. Gene Ontology annotation, biological process: transmembrane transport. The transcript has 16 exons. The record is from RefSeq and is a predicted model, not a curated record. Gene Ontology annotation, cellular component: membrane. Gene Ontology annotation, molecular function: transmembrane transporter activity. NCBI's taxonomy places the organism in Eukaryota, Fungi, Basidiomycota, Tremellomycetes, Tremellales, Cryptococcaceae. Bases 1 to 1362 code for a protein of 453 amino acids.
AUGGGCACUACAGCAUACCACGAACAUGACGAUCGAGAGAAAGGAGAUAUGAUCGAACCUCAGGUAAUUCCUCAUGCACCUGAUGAACCUGUCAUUCACACUAAGGAUCUCGAUGCUAUCAAGGACAAGAAUUACGAUGUGGGAGCUGAAUAUUUCGCUGAAUUGGCCCAACGAGCCGAUGCACAUGAGAUCAUGGCUCCCUGGACAGAAGCAGAGGAGAAAUCUGUGCUUAGAAAACUCGACAUGAUCGUGUUGCCUCUCGUCACCAUGUCUUUGAUGAUGGGGGGUAUCGACAAGGUGAUUUUGGGCACCUCCGCGAGCUUCGGCGUUCGGACAGACUUGCAUUUGGUCGGACAAGAAUACUCAUGGCGUUCUUCCAUCAUUUUCUUCGGUUCCAUCUUAACUGAGUUCCUGCAAUCGUGGCUUAUCCAAAAGCUUCUUACUGGAAAGGUUUUCUCUUUCAACGUGUUCAUGUUCGGUAUUAUGACAUUUGCCACUAUGGGCGUGAAGAAUGCUGGUGGUCUCCAAGCUGUUCGUUUCAUUCUAGGUAUGUUUGAGGGUAUGAACACUUCGGGAGCUGGUCUUGUGAUCGGUAUGUGGUGGAAGAAGGAGGAACAAGGUGUCCGGACUGUCAUUGUUCUCAAUACUCUCUCUUCUGUUGUCAAUGGGUUAUUAUCAUAUGCUGUUCAAUUUUACACUCCAACCGCUCAUUUAUCCAGGUGGCAACUCUUGUUCUUAAUCACUGCGUGCAUCUCCGUCACCUUUGGUAUUUUGGACUGGAUCUUCUUCCCCUCCAACCCUACCAAAGCUUGGUGGCUGACGGAAAGGCAAAGAUACAUCGCUGUGGCUAGAUUGACAGGUGUCCAGACGGGUAUGGUCAACACUCACACUAAAUGGAAUCAAGUCAAAGAGGCUUUACUCGAUGUUCGAACUUGGUUAUAUUUCCUUAUAUCAAUCACUCUGAAUAUCCCCAAUGGUGGUCUCAGUGGAUUUUACUCUAUCGUAGUGGCAAAUCUUCAUUUCAGUACCAAGCAAUUAACUCUCAUGAACAUGCCGACUGGACCUAUCGGAUGUCUUAGUUUGUUGAUCGGCACAGUCGUCCUCAAGGUAGUUCCACACAGUAACAUCGGUGGAUCCUUAGCUGGUUUAUACAUCGUUUACAUGUACUGGGCUCCAUACAUGGUCUACUCGCAGCUAAUGAUGUAUCGUAAUGUCGGAGGAACCACAAAGAAGGUAGCAGUCUUUGGGAUCUCAUAUUUAGGUUACGCUGUUGGGAAUCUAGUGGGACCUCAAUCGUUCCGAGCAAAAGAAGAUCCAUCAGUGGCACAAUCGAGUAGACCAACUCCGGUUAUCUCGGCGUGA